This is a messenger RNA of Galdieria sulphuraria, 976 nucleotides long. RefSeq names its product methylase-like protein. Gene Ontology annotation, biological process: methylation. The record is from RefSeq and is a predicted model, not a curated record. The coding region runs from base 105 to 728 and encodes 207 amino acids. The transcript is spliced from 5 exons. Lineage: Eukaryota; Rhodophyta; Bangiophyceae; Galdieriales; Galdieriaceae. Gene Ontology annotation, molecular function: methyltransferase activity; nucleic acid binding.
GUCAAGUUGUUAUUGUUCGAAUUUUAUUUCCUUUUUUGUGAAGUGUAAAAAUGCUCUUUAUUCACUGGAUGGGAUGGGAUGAUUCAAUUUUCCGUAAAAGAUAAAUGCAGCUUUGGCAAAUAGAAGAGUUGCUUGCAGACUUGAAAACGUUUGAAAACCCCAACAUUUUUUGGGAACAAUAUACGACACCGCCUCAUAUAGCUGCGUUUUUGGUCCAGAUAGCAGAAAACUCUUUUGGAGACUUGAAAGGAAAACUGGUGGCAGAUCUUGGCUGUGGUACUGGUAUGCUUUGUGCAGCUAUGCAUUAUUUCGGGGCCAAUAGCAUUGUCGGAAUUGACGUGGACGAAUCGGCUCUUGCAAUUGCCAAAGUAAACACCAUUCAGUGUGGCCUUCCAGUGGAGUUAUUGCAAUCCAAUAUAACUGAACUUCCUUUCAAUUCAGCUGUCUUCGAUACCGUUGUUAUGAAUCCUCCUUUUGGUACUAGAAGAAAAGGAAUCGACGUAGUGUUUCUUGAGAAAGCCAUCGAAAUUGUAUAUCCUGGAGGAUCGAUAUACUCUCUUCAUAAGACUUGUACUCGCAGUUACUUGUACAGAAAGAUUCUCCAGCGAAAAUGUGAAGGAGAGGUAUUGGGGAAGUUUAUAUUUAAUCUAUCCAAAACCUUUGCUUUUCAUAGAAUGGAAUCUAUGGAUAUCGAAGUAGAUUUGUGGAGACUGAAAAGGAAGAAAUAAUUGGUUUUCAUUUGUAAGCUGAUAGUUGCUAAACUUGUCAAUAUGCAGUCAAUUCUCUUGUACAAACCGUUGUACUGAAUAUUCUCCUAUUGAAUUUCUUCAACUAUCUUGCAAACAUGUUUUUGUUGUUCUUUAGUUGAAAUGUUCUUUAAACAUUCCUCUAAUAUCGAGAAUGAAAUAAUAUCUUUUGACACAACUUGUAAAGAAUUGUUGUAGAAGAGUCAAUAGUUAUACAAUCUUUAAUCAAA